AUGGAUGUACAUAUAUCAAUAUUAGGAAUGGUGUUUGCUUUAAUUUGUUUUAGUAAUAGUGCUCUUAUACAUAAAAAAGAUACCGGAGACAGAGAGUUUAAAAAUUUAAUGUCAUUAACGAGUACAACAGAGAAAAUGUUAAAAGAAAUAAGUAGAGACAAUCAAGAAUUAAAUGAUAAUGAAGAAUUUAAAACGUACGAUCCUAAAUUAUUUGAAGGCCACCGACUCCGGCUAUUAAAAAGAAUGGUUAAGACAAUGGAAAGGCGUCGUCCAAGGCGGAAUAUUCUAGGAAUCCUUAAGGAUAGUGUGAGCAACAAUCUUUCCGAUCUAUUACUACACGCAUUAGACGAAGAACCACCCUCAGAUUAUAAAUUUCGUGGUAACUUGUGGAAAUAUUCUAGAGACCCUGCAUGGGGAGAAAGAGAGAGUAAACAAUCUCAAGAGAAAAACGUUGAUCCUAUGAUGAAUUUGAUAGGAUUAGGCAAACGAUAA
Lottia gigantea (owl limpet) is the source of this 492-nucleotide messenger RNA. RefSeq lists its product as hypothetical. The coding region runs from base 1 to 492 and encodes 163 amino acids. The record is from RefSeq and is a predicted model, not a curated record. The transcript is spliced from 2 exons. NCBI's taxonomy places the organism in Eukaryota, Metazoa, Mollusca, Gastropoda, Lottiidae.